Messenger RNA from Metopolophium dirhodum (rose-grain aphid), 6289 nucleotides. It is a transcript of the gene CdGAPr, whose product is annotated as GTPase-activating protein CdGAPr. Gene Ontology annotation, molecular function: GTPase activator activity; protein binding. The coding region runs from base 403 to 4650 and encodes 1415 amino acids. Lineage: Eukaryota; Metazoa; Arthropoda; Insecta; Hemiptera; Aphididae. The record is from RefSeq and is a predicted model, not a curated record. The transcript has 19 exons. Gene Ontology annotation, biological process: small GTPase-mediated signal transduction.
GAUAACUUUUGUUUUAAUUUUUUGAAUUUUUAUUUUAGUGUUCUUUUAGUUUAAUGUUACUGUAAAGUCUUUACUUAUUGGUGCUUUUUUAUGAAAUGUAUUCAUUUAAUACAAUUUGCAUGUUUAUAAAAACAUAUGGUUCGUCUGAGUCCAUUCCAAUUGGAUCUACAAACAGUGUCUUUGUAAAAAUUUAGGAAUAAAUGGAUGCAUUCAUUUUACCACUAAUACAAAACAAAAAUCAUUUCUACAGGAUGUUUUCUAUAAAACAUUACAGAAUCAAUCAUUAUAGUAUGUACUCUAGUAAUUUAUUGUCAAGAUAAAUAAUCUAAAAUGGGAACGUUGCAGUAUUCUUCUUAUUCAAAAAAACUUAAAUAAUUGGUCAAUUUUCAGACAUCUCUCAAAAUGCCUGAUCAUACUUUGUUGAGUCGAAAUUCCGAAGGAAGAUCUUCUGGAAGCAGUGUUGUCAGUAAUGGAAGUAUGCGCAUGGCCACCUUACCUGUGACAUCAAUUGAUGAUGGAAAGUCUAGGUUUCCAAAAUUAGAAGAGUGUGCUCAUUUUCACUAUGAACAUGUUGAACUUGGACCACUAAAAUUUGAUUUGAUUGAAGAAGAUGAACAAAAAUUUGGAAAUGUAGAUAAUGAUAACGAUUGUUGGUUAACUAUCAAAGUAGAAUCACAAAAUACAGUCUGGGUCUUAAGACGAUCAUAUGAAAAUGCAAGAACUCUUGAUCAUCAAUUACAUAAAUGUGUUUAUGAUAGAAAAUUCAGUCUACUUCCAGAACUUCAACCUGUACCAAGUGAUUGUGAAAAUCCUAAUGAAUAUUUAAAAGACUUGAUUAGUAAAUAUUGCAAAAGAUUAUCUCAAAUAGCUGUGGGAAGUUUAAUUAACUGUGGACCUAUUCUUAGCUGGUUAGAACUAGAUAAUCGUGGUCAUCACCUUUUAGUUGCUGAUGGAGAUCAUUGUGCGAUAAAUACCCCUGCAGUUGCCGCAGCUUAUUCAGUCAGAAAAUAUACUGCACAUGCUUCUGAUGAAAUUUCAUUUGAUAUUGGUGAUAUAAUUUCUGUUAUUGACAUGCCAUCGCCUGAAGAAAGUGUUUGGUGGAGAGGCAAACAUGGUUUUCUAGUUGGGUUUUUCCCAUCUAGCUGUGUAGCUGUUAUAACAGACAAAGUCCCGAGAAAUCUUUACAUAAACCCUCAUAUGCUUUCUCUUUCUGAACCAUCAAAACCAGUAUUAAGAAAACAUGGUAAACUGAUAUCAUUUUUUCGGUCUUUUAUAUUAUCAAGGCCAACUCGAAGAACAUUAAAACAAUCUGGAAUAUUAAAAGAAAGAGUAUUUGGUUGUGAUUUGGGUGAACAUCUUCUAAAUUCUGGAAGAGAUUUACCUGAUGUGUUAACUAGCUGUGCUGAGUUUAUUGAAAAAUUUGGAAUAGUUGAUGGAAUAUAUAGACUUUCUGGUGUUACAUCCAAUAUUCAAAGACUGAGGUCAACAUUUGAUGAAGAUAGAGUACCAGCAUUGUGGGAAGAUGAAUCAAUAAGACAGGAUAUACAUAGUGUGGCCUCAUUGUUAAAAUUAUAUUUUAGAGAACUACCAAAUCCAUUAUGCACUUAUCAACUUUAUGAUUCAUUUGUGAAUGCUGUACAAUCAAUACCAGAGAAAACUACUGAAGUCAGGUUACAGCUUAUGCGAGAAACAGUUCAAAAGUUACCUCCACCUCAUUUUAGAACGUUGGAAUACUUGAUGAAACAUUUAUCUCACGUGGCUGCUCUUGGUGAACAAACAGGCAUGACAGCAAGGAAUGUUGCAAUUGUUUGGGCACCUAACUUGUUAAGGAGUAAACAACUAGAAAAUGGUAGUGGUGUUGCUGCUUUACAUGGUGUUGGUAUUCAAGCUGUAGUUACUGAAUUUUUAAUUCGGUAUACAGACUAUAUUUUUAGCCCUAUUCCUAGUGUUGGAGCAAAAUUGCCGCCUACCAAAGGAACCCCCAAAAAAUCUAGACCUAAAUCUUUAGCAAUAUCUACUCAAACAAAACUUUUAACCCUCGAAGAAGCUCAAAAUCGUGUUCUAACUUUUGCAAAAAGAAAUGAUCCUAAUUAUAUUGAAGUUGGUGGAGGUCCUUCUUGUUUACCUGAAAAGUAUCAUACUGUUAUCGAUUUACCGUCAAGAAGAAGUAAUACUAACAAAAGACGUUCACCAUCAAGAUGGAAAUCAUUGUUUACUCGUGGCGGAAGUAGUAUCUCACUUGGAGUUCUGCCACUUCGUAAAAAGUCAGAACCAAACUUAAUACCUAAAUACAUGGAUUCAAAAGAAUGUGUACGUCAGAGUAUAACUGAAGGUAUGAAUAUUCAAGACACACCUAAGACUUCCAAGUCAGUUAGUGAAACAAUGUCUUUACGAGAAAUUAAGGGGACACCUCCAUGUUCUCCUCCUGGCUUCUGUGGUUCCAACUCAAUUGGUCAUAAUCGUUCUGUGUCACAUGAUUCUUAUUUUGAUCAACUUGCUGAUCAAGAAGAUCUGGCAUCACCUAUUCUUCACCCAAGUCAAGAAGAUCUAAGUGAUUUACAAGUUAACUUUGAUUUGGAUGAGUCUGAUAUGAGAGUAUUUUCUGAUGAAGAUACCAAUCAUAUUUUUAGUAACCGUUCAAGCAUGGAACACUUACAGAAUGUGACUACUAAUAAUUUGAAUAGUAGUGCUAAACGUUUACCAAUAUUAGCGCACGCAGAAGAUUCAUUAAGUGCAGAUCCUUCACCAAAGAAAAAGAAAACCACAGAUUCAAGUAAAGACAGCGAUCACACAAAAAAUAAUAGGCUAUCAUAUUUAGAAGAACGGUUUGCUUCACCUGAUAUUCGAUUCAUUGAUAGUCAGUCUCCAGAACAUAUGACUGUUGUUGCAGACAUACAUACAGAAUGUGAUCAAAUAAUGACAGAUGUUGAAAGUAAUGAAACUGGUACAGGUUCUUUGUCUACUAUUACCACACCUACACUUUCAUACUGUCCAUUAUCAGAAGAAAGUUAUAGUGACAAAAACACUACACCUGGUUACCAGACAAUUGUGAUUGACUUUUGUGUACCAGAUGUUUUGACCGAAAACCUUUUAACCACACCUCGAAAUCGAUUAAGUUACCAGGGUGACUUAAGAAAUAAAAGUUUAUCAAAUGACCGGCGUAGUUUUCAAGAAAUAAAAUUAAGAAAUGUUCGAGAUAAUGCUCCAUGUGAAUCUUUUUUCAAUAAUAGAAUUGAAGAAAAAGUGAAAUCAGAUAUUUCAAUUUUAACUGAAUCACAUAGUUCUCCCAAAAAAACUGGAUCUAUGUAUGAAAUUGUUAUGGGUAACAAUUAUGAACGUUUGGGUCACAAAAAUUCAAUUUUUCAUCAAGAUGAUUCUAGUUAUGAAGAAGUAAUGCCAUCAUCCUGUAAGAGUUCUAUUGAUUCAAUAGAUAACUUAAAUUUUGAGAAAGAUAAAUCUGUUGAAAAUAUUCAUUAUGAAAUAUUGGUUGUUACUAGUCCUGAAUCUUGUAAUUCUAGUCAACGUGAAAUAUCAAUUUCUUCACAGGAUAAUUUAGAGAAUGAAAAUUUAAAAAUUAAAGAAAUCACAAACAAUCAAAACAUGUUAGAUAAUAAUGAUUAUUUGGUUUCACCUACAAAUGAAGAUACUGAAAUGUUAAUACAAAAUAGACUUGAAACAAUAAUUUUACCAAUUAAAAAUGUUGAGCACAUUGACAAUAUAAAUAAUAUAACAAAUAGUGCAAACAUUUUGGUGAUUUCUACUGAGGAAGUGUCCGAGAAUAAAGUGGAUUUAUUAUUAGACUCAAAUAGACGCAAAUUUGAAUCAGAAAUUGGAAGAGAUAUAGUACACGAAAGACGUAUGAGAAAAGAUUUGAUGGAGAAUUCAAGUUCUACUGGAAAUAAGGAAAAUACAAAAAAUUUUCACGAGUCAUUAAAUAAAUUUGACUCUAAUAAAUCUCCUAAAAACAGUUCUACAUGGAUAAAAAAUAGAAGACUACGUAACAAUUGUCAGCAUGUAACUAGUACAGUUUCAUUAGAUGCUUUUAAUUUUCCAACAGAUAAUCAAAAUUUGGAACGUGUAAAAACAUCACCAAAUCUUAUAAGCUCAGAAAUUAGCUGUCAAAAAUCUGAAAUGUCUAUUGAUAUGGAUGCUACAAGACGUGAACGUAUUGACCGUUAUAAAGAAGAACGUAGGCAAGCUCUCCGUGAACGUUUUAAAACAUCAGAAAGUAUUCAAUAUGAUGAUGAUAUAAUUAAACGUCUAAGAGCUAAGACAUUGAAAUCUCCAGAUGAAUGCACUGGAAAUAAUAUAAACACAUCCAUUAAACAACCAAAACAUUUAGUAAAGAUAAUCACUUAUGAUGAACGUGAUACUUUAUCUAUAGAUCCUGAACGAAAAGAAUGGUAUACACAAAGUUUAGAACGUAAAAAAUGUGCUAAAAAAGAAACUAAAGGUUUAGUUGCAUCAAGAGUAAAUCAGUUGAUUGGAUGUACAACUUCUUCUGAUGAAAUUAAUAACAAAAAUACUUUGAAAACAAAAACAGAUAAACAGACUUCAAAUUCGAUACGACAAAGAGCACAUAGUACUAGUGAUAGACCACCUCAAUUUUGUAUAAAAGAUAUGGCAGCAUUCUUCGAACAAAAACAGUAAAAAAAAAAAAAAUUACCUAUCGUUAGAAAUAAUGAUUUAAUUUGGUAGUUUCAAUUAAAAAUUAUUUUAUUAAUUAAGUUACUAAAUUAUAGUUCUGUAAUUUCAUGACAAAUAAUAAAAAGUAAACCAUUAAUCUCUAACAAUUACAUAAUUUUAGUUAUAAGCUGUUAUAAAAUAUAUAAAUUAUAUAUUUAUGUCCUAAUUAAGUUUAAAAAUGUCGUUUUGUUAUUAAAACUAAUUCUGUGAUAGUGAUUUUUAUCAGGUCUGUAUUUUAGACCUUGUGAAAUAAUUUGUAGAGUAUAAUAUAAUGUUUGCUUUCUUUAAUCAUAUCAUAUUUCUAAUAUAAUAUGAAUAAAUAUGACACUUUUAGUGAAAACCUAUAUGUUCUUAUAUAAAUUCUAUUGUUAUUUAAUGGUUUUCUUUGAAUUUUCUUAACAGUUAGUUGCUAUCUAAGCAUUAUUUAUAAGUUAUAACAAACAUAAUUUCUUUUUAAAAUCUUAUAUUAGUUUUUAAUAAAACUCAAUAAUUAAAUGAAAUAUGAAUUACAAACUUUGGCCAAAGAUAAAAUUAUAGUCAAUACUCAAUACAAUUUGAAUGUAUGCCAAAUGUAUAAUUGACUCUUUAGUUUGAGAGAAUAAUAUAAAUAUCUAAUGAUAUAAUUUUGAUUGAAUUGUAUAUUUUUAAUUAUUUUUAUUUUAUAAUUGUUAUAAUGAAAUCUUUCUAAGAUGCUGUGUGACAAUAGGUUUGUUGACUUUAAAAGUACUUUUUUAAUACCAGAUCUUCUACUUCAAUAAAAGUAUAAUAAUGUGCAACUGUACAAGUAACUUAUAAAUCAUUGAUUUUCAUAUAGUUGAAUGUUUUUUUAUUUAACAAUGACAUAAUAUUACACUGUAUUCAAUAUUUUAAUACAAUCAUUUUGUGUUUUUAUUGUAUUAAAGUAUUUCAAUAUGUUUUCAAUUUCAACAUUGCUAACUUAGCUUUAUAAACUUACUACUAAAUUUGAAUAACUUUGUUUUACUAUUAUUAUAUUUUAUUUUAUUUUUUUAUCAUUUUUAUUAUUUUGUUAAAUUUACUACUUAUAACUUAUCAAUUAACUAAUUUAACUCAUAAUAUUAAUAUUUAAUACAUAUUACAUUAUAGAAGUGUGUAUUUGACAUAUUAUGCUAAUACUUGUUUCCUUUUUAUUUGUUGCGGUUGUCUGUCGUUUGUUAUUUUUAUUUAAGAACAACAACAUUUAGUAUGUUAAUCUUCAUUUAAUUUUAAAUGUAUUUAUUAUUAACUAUAGGUAAUCAAUGUAUUAAAAAUAUUUCUUAAGUAUUACGCCUAUUACUCUGUCUCGAUAUAUAUUUUUCACAGUUAUAAUUUUAUGACUAUUUUUUUUAUGUCAAUAACUUAAAAUGUUAAUUUUUAUUUUGCUAGUUAAAAAUAUAGUAUCUAGCUUAAUAAUGAACAAAUUGUUAAGCUACUCUUAUAUUGUUAUGCACAAAUUGUAAAAACAUGUAUACUUAAGUGUUUUCUUUUAAGUUUAUAUUAUUAUUAUAUAUUUUUUUUACUUUACCUGUAACACCAAAAUUAACAAAAAAAAAAAUAAUUACCAGUUUCUGUUUGGCUUUUAAACAAAAUACAUAACAAUCAUUGA